AAAAAAUUCAUAUGUAGUUUUGAAUUUUAAAAAUGCAUAAAACCUGCAACAGCGUCCAUGAUAUCGCAAUUGAAUAUACCACAUCCUGAUCAAACUUGAGUUUAGGCAUGGGAUACAAUGUUUGAAUCAUGACUGUCAGGUUUAAAUUUCCAAGCGUCCAAUCACUGAAAAGGCUGCUGAGAGGCCAUUGGGGGAAAAUACUUGCAUGCUGUUGCACACUGGUUGUGUUUGCCUGUUUAUUGUUGUUAAUUGCAGUUCAGAAUGAGGAUUUUGUGAUAUAUGCCAGAUCCUAUUUCUGGGCCCUUGACUACCAGAGACUUGUUACGGAUUACAGUGAUGAAUCUACAUUGUAUGUGGAUACAACAAAGGCAGAUGAGUUGUACAAGAAAGUGAAAAUCCUUUGUUUUGUGAUAACAACCUCAAACAAACUUGCUAAAGCUGUUCCUGUGGUGAAUGUGACCUGGGGAAGACGUUGCAAUAAAAUUCUAUUUGUGCUAUGUCCGCUGAUGAAUACAGAAUCCACCUUUUUAAACACAUGCCAUAUCAAAGAGGGAUCAAGCCAUCUCACAGAGAAAGUCAGAUAUGCUCUAAAAGUUUCAUAUGAUGAAUACCUGAAUGACUAUGACUGGUUCUUAAAAGCAGAUGAUGAUACGUAUUUAGUGAUUGAGAAUCUCCGAUAUCUUUUAUCACACCAUGACCCCAAUAAACCUGGUUACUUAGGUUACCAUUUCCAGAAGUUCAUGCACCAGGGAUAUGCCUCAGGAGGAGCAGGGUAUGUCAUCAGUCGAAAGGGAGUCCAACAACUUGUAGAGAAGGGAUUUAAUAUGGAUGAAGAGAAAUGUAAAAAAGAGGGUGAAAUUGAAGAUAAACUCAUUGGGCAGUGUUUAGAGGCUAGUGAAGUUCCCGUAUUGAGUUCAGCAGACAAAUUUGAAAGACAGACAUUCCAUACAGAUAAGUUAUGGCAACAUGUGUGGGGGACAUUUCCAAAGUACCUCAUUUCAUAUUCCAGAGAUCCAGUAAAAGAUGGCAGUAGCUGUUGCAGCCAGUUCCUGGUCAGCUUUCACCAUGUGGACCCUGGAGCUAUGAUAUUUAUUCACCAUCUGUUGUACAGAACAAGCGUCUAUGGACGAAACCUCCCUGACAGUAUCCCAGAGGAUCUCUUCCCUGUCAAUAAAGUUCCUCCCAAAACUGUGAUAGAUGAUGAAAUUUGAGAGAAGUUGCCUGUAUUUGUAAUAACACUCAGGAUAGGCCAGCCACUACAUUAUUCAAAUCACAUACUGCCAAGAGUAAGAACAUAUAAACAUUUUACACCCUACAACCAAUAGAGAUUGUGAACAACAUUUCAUGCUGCCUGAUAUCAGUUUCUCAAGUUCAUUCUUCAUUUAAUUUUGACACAAAUAUGUUAUAUUGCACCUGUAGUGUUAAAUCUAAAGCAAACUAGCAUGGUGUCGCGCCAUGCCCUUUUUGGCUGGCGCGAUGCCCUUUUUAAUUGCACCAUGCCCUUUUUUCUCUAUAAAGUUUUUGAAAAUAUUUGUUAUUUAUAAACAAUUGUUCUUUAUUUCACAAGGUUGAUUGAAAAGUUUAAAAUCAAGGCAGCAGGUAUUAACUUUAAAAGAGGCUAAAUGAUUAUUCUAUUACUAUCAUAGUAUGAUACAUGAACAAUGAAAGUGCCCCGAAAUUGUCUUGCUGCGACGAAAAGUGCCCUUUUGAACAUAUGAUAUGUGUGCCCUCUCUAGAUCCUAGAUUUAACACUACACAUGUGUAGCUUAAUUAGAUGAGAUUGUAAAUUGACCAUCCUAACAGUAGCACUCAAAGCUAGAAGGCCUUAUUAUACACUCUGUCAAUGUCAUCAUGUGUACUGUUAAUUUUGAGAACAAAAAUUGUGUACAUUUAUUAUACCUCAUGUAAAGAGUUGCAGAGGGUAUAAUAUUUUUGACCCAUCAGUCAGUCUUGUUCCUCUAUAAGAUAGAAUUAAAAUUGUCUAAAUACAUACAAUUUAAUACCGAGAGAGUACACCCUCCAGGUUAAUUAAAUGGAUAUAGUUUAUUAUUGUACUUAUUUUAAAUUAUCAAGAUUGUGAUAUAUAUUUAUAUGAAUUACUUGUGCACGCGUGAAUAUUGUUUUUGAAUGCACGUUUAAUAUGUUCUCUAUGUUGUGUAAACAGCAAAUGAAAAAAUGAAAGAUACAUAUUCACAGAAAAUUCUGAUUCAGUUUUUCUCUUGGAGUUAUUUCCCUUUUUAAGUUUGGCCUCCGUCAGUCUUGUUCUUGUCAGUGCAACUCCUCAGAAACUGUGAACCCAUCUUGCAGAGCUUGUUAUUAUUAUACUUUCAUGUAAAAUACUCAAAUCUGAUUGGCUGAGACACAUUUGAAUAGACAUGUUGUUUCUCUGUGUUAGUAAAAACCACACCUUCCAGGGUGAUGGUAUUUAUCAAAGGGAAACAUGAAAACAGGCGAUAUGAUAAAAAAAUAUAUAUAUAGCAUGUGCAUUAUAAAUUGAUGUACAUCAGUUUACUGUAGAUAUUUGACAGAUAUUGAUGCAUCAAUUUGCUGUAGAUAUUGUUUGAGGGGUUGGAAUAGAUGUGGUCUGUGGUGCAUUACAGUGAUACAUCAAUUGAAAGCAAUUGAUAGGAAGAUGGAAAAAUACCAUCAAUGAUAUAUACAUUAUAGAUGUGCAUCUAAUGCUAUGGGGGAUGAAUCUCUUUCUGAUGUACAAAACUUGCAACUUUUCAAGGCUAUUCAAUACUUUCUACACGAUUGUGACAAUUUUUCUGAAAAACAAUUAUGAACUUUUUGACUAUAAAUUAAUUAACUCUGUAAACACAAAUUUGAAAUAGGCCCAAUGUUUAUGUAUUGUAUUUCAUUGUAUCCAUCGUAGCUUAUACUCAUCAUGUAUGACAAUUUUAUAAAUUAUUGUAAUGGAAGAGGGCUAUCUAAGAUAUUGAACUUAUGCCAAAUCCUUUUGAUGUUUCUUUUUCAAUAAGAUAUGCUCAAUUCAAUUCAUAUAGAGAAAUUAAUCAUGUUGGAAUUUUCUUGUUACAAUUAUUUAUUACGAUGUGGAUUAAAAAUUCAGUGGAA
Ostrea edulis (European flat oyster) is the source of this 3075-nucleotide messenger RNA. RefSeq names its product glycoprotein-N-acetylgalactosamine 3-beta-galactosyltransferase 1-like. Bases 129 to 1211 code for a protein of 360 amino acids. Lineage: Eukaryota; Metazoa; Mollusca; Bivalvia; Ostreida; Ostreidae. Gene Ontology annotation, cellular component: membrane. The transcript has 6 exons. The record is from RefSeq and is a predicted model, not a curated record. Gene Ontology annotation, molecular function: N-acetylgalactosaminide beta-1,3-galactosyltransferase activity.